Molecule: messenger RNA, 660 nt
Organism: Thrips palmi
Lineage: Eukaryota; Metazoa; Arthropoda; Insecta; Thysanoptera; Thripidae
Product: putative mediator of RNA polymerase II transcription subunit 29
Exons: 3
Coding region: 98-616 (172 amino acids)
Source: RefSeq, a predicted model, not a curated record
GCCGACGCCCCUGGGGGCCCUGGGGGCGCAACGCGCCUGCGUCGACCUGUACGACGAGGAGAGCCGUGUGGAGGGCGAGGGCCACGUGGAGGCGUGCAUGGAGAAGGGCGACUGCGUCAACGUGGUGGCGCUCAAAGCCGUGCGCGCCAUCGACAGCCACGGGCACGGCGUCGCCGCCUGGGAGCUGCGGGACUGUGCCGGCGGCAGUCGCGUCUACGCCACGGUCGGCAGGAACGCGACCAGCGGCACGAGAGGCAUCGCAUCGGUCAGUUACGUCGGCAGCGCCUCGGAGUGGGUCACCAGGAGCAGCAACAACAACAAUAACAAUAAUAACAACAACAACGGAGACGGGGGCGGCAGCACCAACAACACCAACACCAACGUCAACAGCCGACGCUCUGCAGCUCCCGACGCCGCCCUCUCGGAGACAGUUUCAAUCGCGAACCCUGGAGCCGCGUCUGGAAUAACUGGAGUCACCCCUGGAGGCGUUGGCCGCGCCACCAACUGCAAUAACACCAACGCCCUGAUCGGGGAGGAUCUCGUCAUCCCUGCCGCCUUCAGCAACAAUAACAACAACAAUAAUAACAACAAUAACAAUAACAACAUGUUUGGAUAAUGUUAAAGUUUGUUGUGGCCAAUAUAUACAUACUUACAUACAAA